UGUAAUUGGGAGAAAAAGGCAAGGGCAAAAGCACCUUUUCCACCACUUAUGAACAGUAGUAACAGUAACCAGCCAACCGGCCUUUCGUAUAUAGUAUAAUGUGCCAUUAACAUAUGCAAGCACAGGCAGACAAAGACUGAUAAUAGCAAAAGGUUUUAUCAGACUUAAUGGAGAAGCGGGUAGCCGUUGUGGGAGCUGGGAUCAGUGGCCUUCUUGCCUGCAAGUACACCCUCUCGAAGGGCUUUCAUCCCAUUGUUUUCGAAUCCACUAGCACCAUUGGAGGCGUAUGGACCAAGACUGUGGAGACUACAAAGCUCCAAACUCCUAAAGCAUUCUACCAAUUCUCAGAUUUUCCAUGGCCAUCUUCAGUGACAGAGGACCAUCCUAACCAGAAUCAGGUAUUAGAAUAUGUCCAAUCGUAUGCUCGCCAUUUCGACUUGCUCAAGCACAUUAAAGUGAAUACCAAAGUGUGUGGUAUAGAGUAUGAAGGCCUAUCUGAGGAUGAGAUGGAAUCUUGGAGUUUUUGGGGGGGCACUGGAGAGCCAUUCAACUCGGAAGGGAAAUGGAAAGUUAUAGUAGAAGACAAGCAAAGCCUUUCCACUGAGAUUUAUCUGGUAGACUUUGUGAUCCUCUGCAUCGGACGAUUCAGUGAUGUUCCAAACAUUCCUGAAUUCAUUCCGAACAAGGGACCGAAAGCAUUCCAUGGAACGGUUAUACACUCGAUGGAAUAUGCCGACAUGGAUUACGAAAGCGCUGCUAAAUUCGUGACAGGAAAGCAAGUAACAGUUGUUGGGUCUCAGAAAUUUGCAAUGGACAUUGCAAUGGAAUGUUCAAAUGCAAAUGGGAUAGAAAAUCCAUGCACAUUAUUGUACAGAACAGAGCACUGGAAUUUUCCAGACCUCCUUCCAUGGGGUGUGCCUCUUGCAUUCCUCUACUUCAAUCGCUUCUCGGAGCUUUUGGUUCAUAAGCCGGGGGAAGGCUUCUUGCUCAGUCUCCUUGCAACACUGCUCUCACCUCUGAGAUGGGCCUAUUCGAAAUUUGUGGAAACAUAUGCAAAUAAGAAGCUAGGAUUAUACAAGUAUGGGAUGGUACCUAAGCAAAGAUUCCUUCAAGAUAUUAGCUCUUGUUUGAUAGCAGUAGUGCCUGAAAAUUUUUAUGAUCGAGUACAAGAGGGAAGCAUCAUACUCAAGAAAUCGCCGGGCAACUUCGGAUUUUGCCAAGAAGGCAUUUUGGUGGAAGGGGAAGUCUCGCCUCUGACGACGGAGUUGGUCAUAUUGGCUACAGGAUUUAAUGGUGAGAAGAAGCUCAAAGAUGUCUUUGUGUCUCCUACCUUUCAAGACUACAUAAUGGGAUCUCAAGAGGCCAUAUUACCCCUCUACAGGUUAACUAGCUACUUUCAAAAGUUACGGCAAUGCAUAAAUGGACGAAUUCCACAACUAGCUGUGAUUGGAUUUUCCGAGAGUAUCUCAUACUUGUUCACCUCCGAGAUAAGAUGCAAAUGGCUUGCCGAGCUUCUCGGAGGCGCAUUUAAGGUGCCAAACAUAACAGAGAUGGAAACAGAUGUGAAGAGAUGGGAUGAAUACGCGAAGCGAUAUGGUGGAAAAUACUACCGGAGAUCAUGCAUCAAUGCCCUUCAUGUAUGGUACAGUGACCAAUUGUGCAAGGACAUGGGAUGGAAUCCUAAGAGGAAGAAGGGACUUCUUGCUGAACUUUUUGAACCAUAUGGCCCAAUGGAUUAUGUUUCCCCUUAAAAUCAACCAUUCCAGAUUUUUUCGUGUGUUCCUCACUUUUUUGGCUUCCCUUAAUAUGCAUGAGAUUGAUUUUCUAAAUUUUUAUUCUCGGCAAUAACUCGCUAAUGUUAGACUAUGCUCCAUCAACCCUGCUAUCAUUCUUCCCAUCAUGCCACUUCCUCAUUUAUUUUGUUAAGAAAAUGAUGGAGAGCAGGGAUCUAUGUAUAAUUUUACAAUCGAAGCGACUAUUACAUGUUUUGAAUUCAA
Messenger RNA from Rosa rugosa (rugosa rose), 1997 nucleotides. Its product is annotated as probable flavin-containing monooxygenase 1. Lineage: Eukaryota; Viridiplantae; Streptophyta; Magnoliopsida; Rosales; Rosaceae. Bases 168 to 1751 code for a protein of 527 amino acids. The record is from RefSeq and is a predicted model, not a curated record. The transcript is spliced from 5 exons. Gene Ontology annotation, molecular function: flavin adenine dinucleotide binding; N,N-dimethylaniline monooxygenase activity; NADP binding.